Archocentrus centrarchus (flier cichlid) is the source of this 3942-nucleotide messenger RNA. RefSeq names its product rabenosyn, RAB effector (gene rbsn). The transcript is spliced from 12 exons. Lineage: Eukaryota; Metazoa; Chordata; Actinopteri; Cichliformes; Cichlidae. The record is from RefSeq and is a predicted model, not a curated record. The coding region runs from base 441 to 2783 and encodes 780 amino acids. Gene Ontology annotation, molecular function: metal ion binding.
GGUCACAUGACCAGGCAGGGCUGCUGCAGCCGCUGCUGUUUGCCUGUCAGGGAAAACCCAAACUGUCAACAAAUACAGUUGCUGUUGGGCUCAUUUGUAGGAUAAGUGCAGAUUUUCUAUCGCGCCGAUUAGUCCGCGGGUGUUUAUUUGUUUUUGUGAAGCUGGACGUUUGUUAAUGUCGCGCUUUGAACACCGAGAGCAUAGAAACGAUUGCUGAAGAAGGCGAGAGUAGCUGCUAGCUUUCUCCUGCUAACGCCACAUACUCUGUGUGGCAUUACGUCGCCUCAAGUUAGCCUGUAUAUUAAACAAUAACGUGUCCUGGGAUUUUCUCAGGCAUUAUGGAGCUACUGUGGGGUAGGUUGCACACCCCAUGAGAUGUGGACCAAAGCAAGAUCGUGCCACCUUGCACCUCUUCUACAGCAGCACUGACAUCUGUUGUCAUGGCCUCCAGCUACCCGCCCCCCUUUGAGGGCACAGGUGAAGUGAAGGAAGGCUUUCUUUGCCCACUGUGCCUAAAAGACCUUCAGUCAUUCUACCAACUCCAAGACCACUAUGAAGAGGAGCACUCUGGGGAUGACCGCCAUGUUCGGGGACAACUCAAAAGUUUAGUUCAGAAAGCGAAGAAAGCCAAAGAUAAACUGCUGAAGAGGGAUGGUGAUGACAGACCGGAUACUGGGAGUUAUGAGUCGUUCUACUAUGGUGGAGUGGACCCAUACAUGUGGGAGCCCCAAGAACUGGGAGCAACUAGAAGUCAUCUGGACUUCUUUAAAAAACAUCGGGCAGCCAGGAUAGAUCAUUAUGUCAUUGAGGUCAACAAGCUCAUCAUCAGACUGGAAAAGUUGACAUCAUUUGACAGAGCCAACUCAGAUGCUGCUAAGAUCAGAGCCAUUGAGAAGUCUGUAGUGUCAUGGGUGAAUGACUCAGAUGUCCCGUUCUGUCCUGACUGCGGAAACAAGUUCAACAUCCGUAACAGACGGCACCACUGUCGCCUCUGUGGGUCCAUCAUGUGUAGGAAGUGCAUGGAAUUUGUUCCCUUACCUUUGGCCCAGAAGCUCAUCAAUGGGACUCGAGAAGCACUGUGUGUACCUGGAAGUCCCAGUCAGUCCCAGUCUCCCCCAGCAGUAGGUGGCAGCAGUGGGAUGGGCUCUAGGAGAGGCAGCAUCAGCAGCUUGAGCAGUGUAACCUCCAUGCUGGAGGAAAAGGAUGACGAGAAGAUUCGCUGCUGUCACCACUGUAUGGACACACUUCUGAAGAGACAACAGAAAUUAGAAGAGAAGGAUCACAUGCCAGAUAUAGUGAAACUUUAUGAGAGGCUGAGGAUGUGCAUGGAGAAGGUGGAUGAAAAGGCUCCAGAGUAUAUCCGAAUGGCUGAGUCUCUCAAUGCUGGAGAAACCACUUAUAAUCUUGACACUGCUGGUGGGCUAAGACUGGAAGUCCAGAAAUAUUAUGAACUCAUCGACGCUCUGAGUAAGAAGAUUUUAACACUGGGAAUUAAAGAUGAUCCACAACCGCAUCCAAAGGCGCUCCAGCUACAGAGAAUGAUCCGCUAUACCGCCACACUGUUUGUCCAGGAGAAACUGUUAGGUCUGAUGUCUUUACCCACUAAGGACAAAUAUGAAGAAUUGAAAGAAAAGAGGAAACAGGAACAAGAGAAGAGACUCCAACAAGAAAGACUGGCAGCACAGGAGGCUCUGAAGAGGAGGCAAGAGAGACAGGAGAGAAACCGUCCACCUCUGAGUGCCAAUGGAGAGCUGCCCCAGGCCCCCAGAGAGCCACGAAUGACUAAAGCUGGUGGUUGGCUCCCCUCUGCAGACUCUGUUCACGCACGAGGCGAACUGGAAGACCCCCUCCUGCAGCAGAUUGAGAACAUCCAGUCAUUCCUUCGUCAAGCUCGGGAGGCUCAGCGAACAGAUGAGGUUGCCAUGUUGGAGGAGAACUUGCGUCAGCUGCAGGAUGAGUACGACCAACAGCAGACCAGUAUUGCUCUCCUACUCUCACAAAAGCUGGCUCAAGAGGAGAGUUUGCAGCAGGGGGAGCUCCAUCGCCUGGAGGCCUGGGAAAGGGAAGAGAGAGAGCAAUGGAGCUCUGAUGUAGGCUCCUCCCAGCCAUCCUACAAAUGGGAGCGGUCUCUAGAUAUCAGCCCAGCAGGAGGUCAAGACGGAGAGGAGGACACAGCGGCAGAGGAACUGACUCCUAAAGCAGAAAGGAGUCCUCCGUCUUUUAGAGCAUUUCCCGCUCUCACAAGCCAGGAAGAAUCUCCCCCAAGGUUGAGGAGCUUAGGAGGGCAUGUAACACCUCCUGGUGGUGAAGGCCAGAACAACACCUCCCUUAACCCUUUUGAAGAGGAUGACUCCACACCCACUGAAGAUGAUCCAUCCAAUCCAUUCUUUGAGGACAUCAAGCGGGAACACAAAGAGAUAACCAAUGGAAAGAAAGAAUACAACCCCUUUGAUGAUGAUGAAGAUGCAGACAAGGGCAAGCCAACUGAGACUGUUUCUCACAAUCCUUUUGAGGAUGAUGACACAGACGCAGGUAACCCGUUCCUGGAGGCCUCCGGGAAUUCUCCAGAAGUCUCGACUAACCCCUUUGACGGGGAUGACGAUGAGGUCUUGCCUGAUGUGGACAUGAUAGAGGAAGAAUUGCUGCUACAGCAGAUAGACAACAUUAGGGCCUACAUCUUUGAUGCAAAGCUCAGCGGACGUCUCGAUGAGGUGGACCUUCUGACACAAAACCUAAAAGAGUUACAGCAAACCCUCCAGGAGCAGAAGAAGCAGAAGCACUGAUACAUUUCCCUCAAAAUCCCCCUGAUCACCUGCUACUUACCAAGUCCUGCAAGGUUAGCUCACUUUACACGACUUAUGAGCCCACAGAGUUUAAUUUGGGUGAAGUCUGCUGCGCCACAGGUGAAAUUCAUCCCACAAUAAAAAUACAUACAAGAGUUCAGUAAUCUGGAGUAAUGUCCUGAAUUUUCAGAUAUCUUCCUAAGCUGUUUUGUUUGUAUUGGGUGGCUGAAGGGUCAGGUCUGUUGCACAUGUAUAAUUUUAGAGCACUGUGAGUAAAAAUGAAUUUGUAUAUUUCAUUGAUAUGAAUUUGCAUGUCUGCAGCUAUUAACCCAGCUGUAACAGUGCAAACAUGAACAAAUGAAGAUAGAGCGAUGUCACUUUUAAUGAGUGUUAAAUGAAACAGUCAGAUGGUUCUUAGAGUAGUCUGGCUGUCAUAAAAAAGCCUAAAUGGUGCCAUGGCUAUGGAUGAAUGAAAGCACUCACCCCAUUUAAGCACUGCACUCCUGGUGGACCUGUGAUCAACAUUUUUUUACCCCAAAGAUCAAAACAAGAUAUUACAGAAACAUGGAUAGUGUUUCUUAUUAAAACAUGGCACCUACAUGAAAAACAGUUCAACUUAAGAUUUGAGUUUGUAGCUCCAAACUGACCCUGAAUACAUUCAGAAACCACUCAGCUCCUUCUGGAGCCAGGAAUGGCUUUAAACAUGGUAAAAUUGUAGAUUUUCAUGUGUAAAAUCUGUUUUAUUGAUAUUUGAGGUAUUGUGUUGGUGCUUCAUUUUAAUUGUGGUAAUUGUACUUCCUGCUUUUCAUUAGUAAAGAACUUAAACCAUACAGUAUCUUCUAACUUCACCACAAAUAACUCGUGGUCCAAAUGAGCUUCUCAUUAUUAAAUGAGAACUGGAAUUUAACAUUUGCAACAAAAUUUGGUAAGCUCAGUGUUUGAAGGAAAGAGAUUAUUUGAUGAAGUUGUUAAAUAUUAACAUUUGAAUUAUCAUUUUAGUCACCAUGCAUGCACUGAUUGUCAUCUUAUACAAAUUCCUGAGAGAUUUGUGAGAGAAGUUAUAAGUGCAUUACACAGAAUUACACCAUUUAUGUUGCCUGUCACUAAAAAGAUCUUCCAAGCUGUUUAUUCCACCUGCUCAGUGUCAUACAACAACAAC